AUGAUACAGAGAAGAAGGAAAUUCGCAACCACUUUGAGCCGAGCUAUCAGCCAGUGCUGGGUGGUGUUUGGAUGUGAUGAUUUGAAUGUGCGUGUUUACAACUAUAAUACAGGAGAAAAAGUGAAGCAGUGGAAAGGCCACGACGAUUUCAUCCGCGGACUCGACGUGCACGAGACCCUUCCCUACAUCUUAACGUGCGGAGACGACAUGCUGAUCAAGAUGUGGGAUUGGGACCACGAUUUCCAAAUGGUGCGCCGCUUCGAGGGCCAUUCCUACUAUAUCAUGGCAGUCAAAUUCAAUCCCAAGGACAACAACUACUUCGCGUCCGUUUCUCUCGACCGCACCAUCCGGAUGUGGUCGAUCAGCAACUCGCGUCCGUACUACUCGAUGGAGGGCCAUUCGAAGGGCGUGAAUUGCCUGGACUUCUACCCCGGAAACGACAAACCGUACCUAGCCACCGGCAGCGACGACUGCACCGUGAAGAUCUGGGACUACCAGACCAAGACGUGCAUCCAGACGCUCUCUGGCCACGAGGACAACCUCACCGCGGUGAAGUUCCACCCGCGCCUGCCGUAUUUGCUGAGCAGCGGCGAGGACAACAAGGUCAUCAUCUUCCACAGCGGCACCUACCGUCGCGAGCGCGUGAUUCUGCAGCCCUCGCUGGACCGUGCGUGGAGCAUCGGCCUGAGCAGCCACAACAACCACGUGGUGCUAGGCUACGACGAGGGCUACUGCGUCUACACGAUGGGCCGAGCCAGUCCCGCGGUGAGCAUGGACGCGCAGGGCCGCGUGGUGUGGAGCGUGCGGCAGGAGAUGUGGCAGAGCGUGGUGGACGGGAAGCAGCUGGACGCGUCGAGCGUGCUGAAGGGGCAGGAAGUGGCGGUGGCGACGAAGUCGCUGGGGCGGUGCGACGUGACGCCGUCGGUUGUGAGCCACAGCAGCACGGGGCGGUUCUUGGCGGUGGUGGGAGAGGGCGAGUACGUGGUGUACACGAGCCGCCAGCUGCGCAGCAAGGCGUACGGCGAGGGCAUUAACUUCGUGUGGCGGCCGGGGAGCAACGACUACUGCGUGCAGAUCAACGAGAACACGCUGCGAUUGUACUCCGAGUUCAAGGAGGCGCGCGUGCUGCAGAUGGCCUCGCGCAUCACCGGGCUCUGGGGCGGCGCCUGCCUGGCCGUGGGCUGCAACGGCGAGUUCGUGGCGUUCUACGACUGGGCGACCGGGCAGCUGGUGCAGCGCGUGGACGGGAACAUCCGCGGACUCAGCUGGAGCGACGACGGGCAGUUCGUGGCGCUGCACUCGGCGCAGGCGUCCUAUCUGCUGGAGUUCCACGCGGACCGCAUGGCGGCGCAUCUGGGGGAGAGCGCGGCGGGCGUGGAGGGCUGCCUGGAGGUGCUGAGCGAGCUGGACGGGAGCGAGCAGAGCGGCGUGUGGUACAAGCACGCCUAUCUGUUCGUGAGCCAGAACAAGCUGCAGCUGGUGCGCGGCGAGCACACCGAGAAGCUCGCGUUCGUGCCUUCCCAGCGGUUUCUGCUGCGCUACAUCCCCUCCAUGGACCUCGUUUUCUUCGCGGACGCGCGCUGCGCGCUCUUCGGCUACUCGCUCGACCACGCGCUCCUCGACUACGAGUGCGCCGUCGUCGACCAGGACUUCGAGCUGGCCAACCAGCUCCUCCCCGCGGUGUCCCCCGCGCAGUACGACCGCGUGGCGCGCUUCCUGGACGUGCAGGGCUUCCCCGAGAGCGCCGUGCUGCUCGCGCAGGACCCCGAUCUCCGCUUCGAGCUCAACCUCCAGCUCGGCAACAGCGAGGCUUGCCGCGACCUGCUCGCCUCCACGCUGGCGGAUCGCGACCGCACGGACACGUACAAUCCGCAGCGCUGGCGCCGCCUGGCCGAGCUGUACAUCGCGCAGGGCCGCAUCGACAUGGCCGAAACCUGCGCGCAGCACGCCGGUGACCUCGCGUUCUCCCUCCUCCUCCUCUCCUGCCUCGGCGAUCGCGCCGGGUUGCGCGCGUUGGCCGAGGCCGCGCAGCGCGGCGGGCAGCUCAACGUCGCGUUCCUGGCGCUGUAUCUGGCGGGAGACGCCAUGGCGUGCCUGAAGCUGCUGCAGGAGGAGGGCAAGCUGCCCGAGGCGGCGUUCUUCUCGCUGUCGUACGUGCCGUCGCAGGCGCACGCGGCGUUCACGCUGUGGCGCGAGAAGCUGCGCGCGGAGAAGCACAUCGCGGCGGAGCUGCUGGCGGAUCCGGCGAUGUACGGGUCGUUCUUUGCGGGGCUGGAGAAGGCGCUGGCGCUGGAGAAGGCGCUGGAGCCGCUGCGGAGAAUGAACGUGGCGGCGGAGGAGUACGCGAAGUACCGCGAAAUGAUCGAGGGAGAAGGACUGCACUUGAAGGAUCUGCGAGUUGUGAAGGAGGAGGAGGAAGAGGAGGAGGACCAGGAGGAAGAGGAGAAGAAGGAGGCAAAGAAGGACGGGAAGGGAGAGGAAACGGUGGAAACGACGAACCAAGAGGGUGAAGGAGAAAUGGGAAAAUUGAACCAAGAAGAACAAAAUGCUGAGGGUGAAGUGCAAGAGGCUGAGGGUGAAGCUGAAGAAGCUGAAGAAGCUGAGGAAGCUGAAGAAGCUGAAGAAGCUGAAGAGACGUUGGAUAAUGAGGAAAAAGAGGGGAAUUUUGGACAAAUGAGUUCACCGAAUAUAGACGAAGAGUUUGGGGAGCUGCUGGAGGGAGACACGCUGCCGCAGGAAGGGGACGAGGGGGAAGAAGGAGAUAUCGAUAUAGAGGACCUCGAAAGAGAGUGGAGUCAGUGAGUUUUGAGU
This is a messenger RNA of Blastocystis hominis, 2811 nucleotides long. RefSeq lists its product as hypothetical. NCBI's taxonomy places the organism in Eukaryota, Bigyra, Opalinata, Blastocystidae. The record is from RefSeq and is a predicted model, not a curated record. Bases 1 to 2802 code for a protein of 933 amino acids. Gene Ontology annotation, biological process: endoplasmic reticulum to Golgi vesicle-mediated transport; retrograde vesicle-mediated transport, Golgi to endoplasmic reticulum; intra-Golgi vesicle-mediated transport. Gene Ontology annotation, cellular component: COPI vesicle coat. The transcript is spliced from 8 exons. Gene Ontology annotation, molecular function: structural molecule activity; protein binding.